AGAACACGCUUUGCAACGCGAUCCCCUAUAUAUAUAUAUAUUGUAAAGUUGAUUCUGAAGACGAUAUAAUACAGGUUUUACAGAACUCUUUCCACUGAAUUACGCAAAGGAAAAUAAAAAAAGCAAAGGUUUUCAGUGAUCUCCUGGACGAUUUAGAUAAAAUCAAAAGUCAUGGCAUUGGAGGAUGAAGUUUAUGAUGACCAUUCUUCAGAGUUUGAACAGAAUUAUCGCUGUUAUCCUGUUUCUUUCAUUGAAAAGUCUCAUUUGGAGAAAGGUGAUAAAAUUAUAAUGCCUCCAUCUGCUCUUGAUCGCCUCGCCUAUUUGCAGAUCGAUUAUCCAAUGCUAUUUGAACUUAGCAAUCCUUCUGCUAGUAAAGUUUCUCAUUGUGGUGUGCUUGAAUUCGUUGCAGAUGAGGGUUUAAUAUACAUUCCAUAUUGGAUGAUGGAGAACAUGCUUUUACAAGAAGGAGAUAUUGUGAAUGUGAAGAAUGCCAGUUUAUCAAAGGGAACUUAUGUGAAACUUCAGCCUCACACUACAGAUUUUCUUGAUAUAUCCAACCCAAAAGCAAUCUUGGAGACUUCAUUAAGAAGCUAUUCUUGUUUAACAACUGGUGAUACAAUCAUGGUGGCUUAUAACAACAAGAAGUUUUAUAUUGAUAUAGUUGAAACUAAACCAUCAGCUGCAAUAAGUAUAAUUGAAACAGAUUGUGAGGUUGAUUUUGCUCCACCUCUUGAUUACAAAGAGCCUGAAAGACCUCCUGUUAAAUCUAAGACACCACCAGAAGUUGAAGAAGAACCAGAUAAGAAAAUACCCAAGUUUAGCCCGUUUACUGGUUCAGGAAGACGGUUAGAUGGGAAACCGGCUGAGCCACCGGUUCAAACCGUGGCUACAACCAGUGAUGCAAAUGGCUCGAACCCAUCAACCUCUGGUUCAAGAAAACGAUCUGGGACACUUGUUUUUGGGUCAAAUGUUGACCAAAAGCCAAAUGGGAAACCAAAAGUUAUGGUGAAAGAAGCUAAACAAGAAUCAUCUGAGAAGGAAGAACCUAAAUUUCAAGCCUUUACAGUCAUCUCCUUUUGA
Molecule: messenger RNA, 1080 nt
Organism: Lactuca saligna
Lineage: Eukaryota; Viridiplantae; Streptophyta; Magnoliopsida; Asterales; Asteraceae
Source: the annotation of a GenBank genome assembly